Cajanus cajan (pigeon pea) is the source of this 861-nucleotide messenger RNA. Lineage: Eukaryota; Viridiplantae; Streptophyta; Magnoliopsida; Fabales; Fabaceae. The record is from RefSeq and is a predicted model, not a curated record.
AUGCGUGUUGAUGUUUUAGGGUUUAGAGACACUCCUGGAGGAGCUUUCCAAAAACGCGGUGGUCCUAUCGUGCGAGUCCGUUAUCGAAGUUAUUUGUUUGAUUUGAUGAAUAUCACAGAGUUGUUCAUAGGUGUAGUGAUUGAAACUCGUGCCUGGGAAGUUCUUGAAGCUACUUUGGUGCCAAUUUUCUUAAGAUCAGUUGGUCAUUCCAUGGGUAUGCUUCAUAAUGAUGACUUGGAUUUUUAUGAAUGGAGUAGCAAUUUGUCUCACCAAGACUCGCCUGAUGUCAUGAUUGAUCCACUAUUGGAUAAGGAGCUAUUACUGUCUCCGUCAAGUUUCAAAUUGCCAACAUCUUGUAAUGUUCUGACUGUAAUUGUGGAAGCUGCCCUUCAGUAUAUGCAAAUAGAUACACUCCCUAAAUCAGCAGAAAGAAAAGGGUGCAUUGCAGAUAAAUUUGUUAAAGUUUUGACUUGGGAAUUAUGUAAUAUGUUUGAGCGGAUGCUUUUACAUAGUCCAGAGCACAGGUCUUGCGUAGUUGGCCUUCUUCUUCCUAUCAUUCUUAAAGCAUUGCCUGCAAAUUGCUCAUUUGAAAUCUCAAUUCGUGGGAGGAAACACGGGUUUUCUUGGGAGUAUUUCUUCAUCAAACUCUGGAACUGUUAUAGAACACUGUUUUCAAUUGGGCCAUUAGAGAGAAGAGAGGCAUAUAAUAUGCUAUCUUUGUAUUUUUCUUUUUCCUGGUCUAAAGAAGAAUGUGAAGAUGCUGAUAGUGGUACAAUCAUUAAAACUGACAAAUUUGACAUAAGAGUAGAAAAACAGUUUUGGGAUGAAAUAAAGAUUGGGCUGGUUAAGAUUUUUGAGUGA